This is a messenger RNA of Drosophila sulfurigaster albostrigata, 3384 nucleotides long. Its product is annotated as protein SCAI. Gene Ontology annotation, cellular component: nucleus. NCBI's taxonomy places the organism in Eukaryota, Metazoa, Arthropoda, Insecta, Diptera, Drosophilidae. Gene Ontology annotation, molecular function: transcription corepressor activity. Gene Ontology annotation, biological process: DNA-templated transcription. The record is from RefSeq and is a predicted model, not a curated record. The coding region runs from base 900 to 2699 and encodes 599 amino acids. The transcript is spliced from 10 exons.
CUCGUUAAAAAUGUAAAUGCGAAAAAAUUCAAUACUGUGCAGCCAUACACGACGGCCACAACGCGUUUCUUUCAUUCACCGAAUUUCGUUUUUGGCACCCCAAAAGAAAUUAUUCCCCGAUAUUCGCAAUUAGUUUUGGAUCAAACCCAUCAAUUGGUAAUUUGAUAUCACACAAUAGAAUUGCAUACAAAAAUCCAAGCACCGCCAAAAAAAGAAGAAAAUAAUAAAAAUAACACACACGCAAAAAAAAAAAAGGAGAAAAGAAGUGACAAAACGAAGAGCCCCCAAAGUGUGUGUGUGUGUGAGCGAGAAAAGAAAAGUGCGUGAAACGAAACGUGAAACGCGCUAAGCGAAAGGCGAAACGAUUUCCUCUGCUUUGCAAACCGGCAAAAAGAAAAGAGUAUAUAUUUGGUAUAUAGUAUAGGGUAGAUAGUACAAAGGGGCAGUGAAAGUGACAUGGCAAACGCGUAGUUCAACCAACCAACAAAAAAAAAACACGAAAAGAAAAGAAAUAUGCUAGGUGUGGCAGCAGUGGCAGUGGCAGUGGCAGAAGUUGGAGCUGCAGUGCAUCGCUGCUAGCGAGGAGCAAAAAAGCCAAAAAGCUAUCACAGCCGAAGCCGGUUGGAGGCAACGCAACUCUACAAAGACGGAGACGGAGACGGAUAGAGGCACGGAUAGCAAAAGAUUCUUGGAACAGUUCAGAUAUCGGCAUCGGCCACGGUGACAACGAGAGGCAACGGCAACGUCAGCGUCAACGUCAACGGUGGCGGCUGCUGCUUGUUGUGUUGUUGUUGUUGUUGUUGCUGGCAGCGGCAGCGGCUGUGGCAGUGGCAGGUACAACAACAAUGAUAAGCAAACCCGGUUCGCACACAUAACACUUUGGGGCGGCAGAGAACGGCAUGGUGAAAAUGGAGUCCACUGAAGAACAGGAUAGAAAGCUUGUUUUGGAGUUUUGCCAUUUGCUAGAGAAAUCCAAACAGCUGUUCAACGGACUCAGAGAUCUGCCGCAGUAUGGCCAUCGACAGUGGCAAGCGUACUUUGGACGCACCUUUGAUGUCUACACGAAACUGUGGAAAUUCCAGCAGCAACAUCGCAUGGUGCUCGACUCAAAGUAUGGACUGAAACGCUGGCAAAUUGGCGAGAUAGCCAGCAAAAUCGGACAGCUUUAUUAUCACUAUUAUUUAAGAACCAGCGAAACAAACUACCUGAAUGAGGCGUAUCAGUUUUAUGCGGCAAUCAGAGGACGUGCGUAUUAUUCGCGUGCCGCCAAAGAGGAUCGACCCGAUUUGAUGGUGAAGAAGCUGCGCUAUUAUGCACGCUUUAUUGUCGUCUGUCUGCUGCUCAAGAAGAUGAAGCUGGUGCGGGAGCUGGUCACCGAAUUGGAAAAGCAAAUACAGGAGUACACAAACACUUACGAGCCCGAGGAUCAUUUGGAAUGGUCUCUGGUGCUGGAGGAGAUUAAGGGGUUCAUUAAGGCAGAGGCAGCGGUAGCCGUGCUGCAUGCCGAUUCCAAUCCAAUCAUAUUAUCACACAGUGGUUCCGGUUCUAGGUUAUCACCGCUAACGACGCCGCCGUGCGAGCGUUCCCCGCACAUGACCCUCAGCCUCCAGGAGAUACUCAUUGUGGGCUCAGCCUGCGAGCAGGCCAAAUUCUCCGAGCUCACCAUGGAUAUGUUUAGGAUGCUGCAAACAUUGGAGCGUGAGCCAACGGAGUCGGCCACGAAUCCACUGAGCAUGUCGCAUGGGCUGCAUGGACACGACGCCAGUCCGGCGGCUAGUCGCAUACCACCAUAUGGAGUGCCGGGAUCCAAGGGAUACUUGGAGAAUGGUCGUCAUUAUCGAGACAAUCCUCAUAAAUAUUUACUAUACAAGCCUUCGAUUAGUCAGCUGCUGGUGUUUCUCGCCAGCGGCUUUAAGGAACUGCCACUGGGUGGUGCUUUACUUUUGUACAUGUCAGCGGACGGCUGUUUCUCCACCACCAAGCAUCCCGAGGACUAUGGCUAUGAGCUGGGUGGCCUGGCCACCAGUGUGAAACGCGAUAGCGUCGAUGGCGGCGGUUUGUCGUGUCGUGGCAAAUCAUACAAGGAGAAUCAUUGUCUCUAUCCGGGUGAUCUUUAUCCGUUUACGCGUCGGCCCAUGUUCAUCAUCAUCGAUUCGGAUAAUUCGUUUGUCUUUCAGCACAUACCCCGCUACUUUGGCCAGCCGCUGGUCGUCCUCAUGUCACCCCAAGAUGUGCCGCCCGCAUUCCAAGCUGAUGUGCAACAUCAUGGCUCGCUGUUUACAUUAUUCCUGCACUCUCCGCUCACGGCGCUCUGCUACAUUUGUAAUGUCGGUGAUGUGCCCAUUCAUCACUGGGAGCGCUGUCAAACCUAUGUGGAUCGUUUCAUCACCGAGGCCUCGCGUCUCGUCACACGUUGUCGCAUCGAUGAGAUCGAACAGGGCAUUGGUUUUAUUGACUCGUCCUAUGUUCAGUUCUUUGGCGAUGAUUUUCUGCGCACACUCAUCUUACGCUUCGUCUUCUGUGAUGUUGUGCUCCGCUUGCAUCGCGGCUUCCGAGGUCGCCACAUGCGACCGCGCUGCGAGCCGCAGCUGCCGGCGAAUGAGCUUCUCGAGCACCCCUCGCUGUCGCACAUCAUAUUCCAAUUGGCAUCGGCGCUCGAUGUGCGCGGCCAUUUCUCCGAGGGUCCCGAGUGCGACUGAUGACUUUUUUUGGCCGUAGUCUUAGUUCUAGUCAUAAUUUUCUAUACGCGUCAGCAGUUGAUCCAACUUGUAUCCUCGUAUUGCCUGGACAGACACCUUUCGUUGAUACCUUAUGUGUAUAAUAUUUUACCGCCUGGUUGGAGCUGGUCUUGGAGAUGGAGUUGGACUUGGAUUAGCUGGAAUGCCAGCUAAUUGAAGUGUGCGUGUGUGUGAAACUGAUUUAGUUUAAUUACUAUGAUGAUGAUAAUGAUGAUGAUGUUUUGCCGCUAUUGUCGAAAAGUGCAUAUUCAACUUUUAUAACAUACAUACAGAGAAAAUGGAAAACACACAACAAAUCACAUAAUAUUAUUAACAUGAACAAAAAUACAUACGAGUAUAUUAUACCCGAUUACUUACGAGUAUAUGAAAUUAAUCAAGUAAUUAGCUAGUUUUCUUAUAUAGUGCGUCGCGCAAUGGAAUGGUCCAAUGUUAGUUGCUUAGCAUAUACAUAAAUAAUGAGAGAAAAACCAUAUACACAACAUAAUUAACUAUAAUUAAAUAAUACUUGAAAUGUACGCAGAAUGAUGAAAGGGAUUUAAGUAACAUGUCAAAGAACCUAACAAAACGAUAACUGCCAAAAAAAGAAUAAAUCAAAUUUAGUUGGAAAUAGAAAACAAUGUCGAACAACAAUUUUUAAUAAAUUGAA